Molecule: messenger RNA, 1889 nt
Organism: Mytilus californianus (California mussel)
Lineage: Eukaryota; Metazoa; Mollusca; Bivalvia; Mytilida; Mytilidae
Exons: 2
Coding region: 74-1147 (357 amino acids)
Source: RefSeq, a predicted model, not a curated record
ACUAAACAAAAAAUGGGUAGCUCGGGUCAAGUUUAGAAAAUUUAACCUGGAUACAGUGAACUGAAAAAAGGACAUGAACAUGGAAAAGCAAGUUUCCGGGUUAUACUCGAUAGGCGAUUCUCAUGAUAAAAGAAAGACUUUAGAAAUAACGAAAGUUAUGAAGGGAGCACUGAGCGUAUCGAAAAGUAGAACUGGCGAGACCAUUUUCAGGAGUAACGAAUUUCAUAGAAAGACAAUGGAGAAAAAAGUUCACCAAUACAAAUCAGCCGCAAUAACUGAAAUAAGUUCAUUUGAAGCAAAGAAAAGAACUAUCACACAACGGUUUUCUACAGUUUUUGGAAAACACAAGGCCACUAACGAAACGAUGCACGCGUAUGAUGAAGUCAUUACUAAAGCUCUUGAAGAAACAAACGAAAAACCACCAGUUUCAAUUGUCAAAAUCAAUUAUACCAAUAAACAUGAAACUGAGAAGAAUGAAGACGACGAAAGGAAAGAAGAUGAAGUCGAUGGAAAUAAAGAUGGCGUAAAAUUACCCCACGUCAGCAAUUCUCAGGGACGAGUUAAACAUGUUGAAAACGAAUUGGAUGAAUCUGAGCGUAAAAAGUCUGUAUUCAUACCAACAGGAGUUUUGAUGCCAAUUUCAUCGACUGUCAAAUAUUCACGUUUAAAGUUUCACGAUGAAAAGGUUGAAGAAGAACCGGAAGUGGUUGUAGAAGAGGUCAAAGAGCUAUGGCCUCUUGAAAAUACAACAAAGUACGAUACAUAUAUUAGAACACAAAAAGAUAGACAUGAGGUUCUCGUAACUAGGAACAUUUUGAAGAAAAUAAAAUCGAAUAUUUCCGGCAAAAACACUUUAUUGAAAUUUAAAAUGAAAGCCAUCCUAACAGACGACCCGGAAGACUUUGUUAGAAAUCUAACAACUUCCGCUAAAACAGCGCCAGCGGGAAACGCAAUGAACAAGAAAAACAACUCUAGUCGUAAGUUCAAAAAAUUCAUAGCAAAUCUUCCAGUGCAGAAUACAAGAUCACAAGAACCUAGUUUUGCCUCAUUGCAAACAAGCAGAAUGUUCCCUCCAAUAACUGCAGGUUCCGUAAAAUCGACGGGUAAAUUUUUGUCUCUAAGGCGUUCCAAAACGAUGCCAAUUUGAGGAAUACCAUCCUGAUGGAAUUUAUUCAUCGGACAAUGGGAACAUUAUAAACUACCAAGACUGUGCCCCUUCUUUUUUCCUUCAUACAUAAAUAUUUAUGACCGAGUCGUAUGGAUGGAUUUGUGAAAAAGCAAAUAAUAUAUUUCGAUUGAAAGCUAGAAAGGAUAUUUCAUAGAUCAUAUUGAUAAUAAUUUCGAAAGUUCCAACAAAAUAUAUGAGCGCAUAAUGUUACGAUAUCGGUCUGAGAUAUAGGGAAAAGUCAUCUAUCCCGUGUUGUUAAACAUACAAGUAUGGUUUCUAAUCACGUAUCCAAUCUACAAUCCAUAUUAAUUUUGAAAAAUAGAAUAGACAAUUAAAGGUGAAUGAGUGCAAAAGGACAGAUUUACAAAUGGUGGAUUUGACUGUGUUAAGUUUACAGAGGACAGUCUGUUAGUCUGUGGAUUACUGUCUUAGUUCUAUAGUCAAACACCGAAGUGUCAUAAUGUAUAUUUAUGAAUCUAAGUCUACUCCUUGAGCACUUGAUAUCAAAUUUCGUUAAUCACAAUUAGUAUUCCUUUCGAGAUUAAGCCUCUAAAUCUGAUAUAGAUCUGUAUAUAUGUAUGACAAGCAAUACCUUUUGAAUUUAACAGUUAUUGGAAUAAUCUCAUCGAUUUCUAGACUGACCCUACCUAGCUGUAUGUGCGUCAGACAUGAAAAGUACUUAAAAAAUAAGAAGAUCAAGAUUAAAAUCUACGCAAUUAAA